UCUCGCUUCUGAAGAACUCUCGGAUGUAGCGAGACUCGGAUUAAUCAAUGGAAAUGAAUGGAAAACUGUUGUGAAUGACGUUAAAUACUGUUGUUUUGUGUCUUCAUUUAAAUUGCAUUUUUGCGAAAAACAUAUUCGCAAAGAAUAAAACGUUCUGAAAUGGCUGACACAAACAGUAACUCAACCCGAUCGGUUUCAACUCAAAAUUCUCUGGAAAACAACAGAAAAAGUGAAUGGAUAAAACUUAAUGUGGGAGGAACCACCUUUAUGACAACUCGGACAACGUUGUCAAAAGAUAGAAAAUCUUUUUUAUAUAGAUUAAUUCAAGAUGAAGGUGAUCUCAACACAGAUCGUGAUGAAAAUGGUGCCUAUCUUAUUGACCGAGAUGCAGCAUAUUUUGGACCAGUUCUCAACUAUUUGAGGCAUGGGAAACUUGUUUACAACAAAGAUCUGCCUGAGGAAGGCAUUCUUGAGGAAGCAGAGUUCUAUAAUAUACCUAACUUGAUAGUGCUAGUCAGGGACAAGAUUCGUGAAAGAGAUGCGAAGCAAAAUCAGACGUACAUGAAGAAUGUGUACCGAGUUCUGCAGUGUUCAGAGGAGGAGCUUACCCAGAUGGUGUCCACGAUGUCCGAUGGCUGGAAGUUUGAGCAGUUGGUGAAUAUAGGCUCCCAGUACAACUAUGGGUCAGAUGACCAUGUGGAGUUCCUGUGUGUAGUGUCCAAAGAGUGCCCAAACAGCUUAAAUGGACCAGAGACUAAACCUACUGACCGAGCUGAUGUCUUGCAACAGAAAGGUUCACGUAUGUGAGGUCUUCAAUGCAACAUUUGACUAGCUGUUGUUUUGUGUCUUCACACUGAACUCUGUGAGACUUUGCUGAAUCUGCCUCAUCUUUUUUCUCCUAUACUUGAGUACAUGUGAUGGGCUGUGUAAUAUAAUUGAGGUCAGAGACUGAGGCGUUCUGGUGUUGCAAGUCAGCCAAUACAUAAUCAGUGGACGGAAUACCACUUUGGUGGAAAUGGAAAGCAUUUAGAAAGGAUGUGCGUUCUUGAAGAUGGUCCUGUAUUGAAAACUGUUAUGGAUUGAUGUAAGAGUUGGAAAAUUAAAUAUAGACUAUAUUAUUGUGUAUGUUGAUUCCGGUAUUUAUUUUAUUAGGUAAGUACGAUGUCCCUCAGACAAAUGUUCAAGAUGUCAUAAAAAUAGGAAUAAACUUAAAAAUUAUUGAUAUGUUGCUUUAACAACGGUUCAACUACCUUGUAGUUUUUAACCAGGUUUUCCAAAGGAAAAAACUGGUUAUUAGAUUGGCGAAUGCGGGCGGGCUGGCUGGCUGGCUGGCGGGCUGGCUGGCGGGCUGGCUGGCGGGCUGGCGGGCGGGCGGAACAAGCUUGUCCAGGCCAUAACUAUGUCGUUCAUUGUCAGAUUUUAAAAUCAUUUGGCACAUUUGUUCACCAUCAUUGGACGGUGUGUCGCGCGAAAUAAUUACGUCAAUAUCUCCAAGGUCAAGGUCACACUUUGAGUUCAAAGGUCAAAAAUGGCCAUAAAUGAGCUUGUCCUGGCCAUAACUAUGUCAUUCAUUGUGAGAUUUUAAAAUCAUUUGGCACAUUUGUUCACCAUCAUGGGACGGUGUGUCGCACGGAAGAAUCACGUCAAUAUCUCCAAUGUCAAGGUCGCCACGACUAAAAAUAGAUUUAAAAAAAAAAAAAACUUACAAAGGGGGUUAAUUUUGUUUGUUCAUUUCAAAAGUUCAGUUUGAGUUUUCUCCCUUUAUCAGAUUUUUUUUCACAAUGAAAACCUGGUUUUGUGACAAUUUUGUCCCUUGUCAUGUAGUUGUAUGGCAGUAAUACAAUAAAUUGUUACAUCUAUCUGUGUAUAUGUUUGGGAGCACAAAUGUAAGAACAUGGUUAGUUGUUUCAAAUGUUUAACAGUUUGGCCAGCAAUAUGAUUGUUCUCUUUUUAAUAUGCAGAUACCCUGUUAAGUGUUAAAUGUUGUUACUUAGCAUUGAACAAAUGCUAACAAAUAGUAAUUGUAUGUGCAAACAACUAACAAUAACCAGCUGCAGCAGAUUUGAUAACAGUUACAAGGAAAUAAUUUUACUUUUAAAUAUAAAUCUUAAUUAAUUACUAUAUGUAUUAGGGCUGUAAGGAAUACACUAGGUGACGAAUACGAUACGUAUCACGAAUACAGGGUGGGGAAUACAAAUACUUAUUCACGAAUAUGAAUUUCAAUGAACAAAAGUAGUACUGACAACUUGACAUGACAUUAUAUAGUAUGAAACUAUGAGUAUUUGUAAAUUUGAUUAAUUAAGUAUCACUACAUACUGAAAAUAUGAAAUAUAACUCUUUGAAAUAACAAAACAGUGACUAGAACUGCUUCAUCUUUGAACACAGUUUUGAAAACAUGACUUGUACCGAGAGGGGGUAAUCACGUGACAAACAAGAUGGCGACGUCCAUGCCGAGGCAGGUAUUUUUUGUCGUGUUAUACUCUUUAUUACUUGUUUUAUUAUUUUUUGUUCCGCCCACUCUAGCCAUGUUAAAAAGAAAGUUACUGACUUUUAUUUUUAAGUAAUAUUCGCUCUAUAUCUCGACUUUACUCGGUGCAGAAUUUCUUAGCGGGAUGACCUAAUUAGUUCUCCACUAAGAAAAUUUGCACCGAGUAAAGUUGAGAUAUAAAGCAAAUUUUAAUACCAAAUAUACGCUAAUCAUGUUUUUACUGAUAUGGCUGGAAAGUGAGCGUCGUUUAAAAAAUAAACAUAAUUAAUAAUGGGUAUACAACGGCGAAAAAUAACUGUCUUGGUAUGGACGUCGCCAUCUUGACUAUCACGUGAUUACCCCCUCUGGUACGAAAGGAGUGCCAGACAAACGAUGAUAUUUGGCAGGCGGGUCAACGAUAUCAAAAGCAUUCCCUUUGCUAGGCUCCAUGUUUGUUGAUAAGUUGCACAUUCAUUGUCCUAAAGAUAAACAAAAAAGAAAUAUCAUCAGCUAAUCCUUUGUGUGUAUGUUCGAGCAUGCAAUCACUGGUAUUUACCUAAAUAAACAUUAAACAACCAUCGAAAGAUUUUUCAAUUCAAUGUCGUAAUUAUCCAACCGGUGCCCGCCAUUUUGUUGAUAAUCUCACUGUGUAACAUAGUGGGUGGGUGGGGUAAACAUGAUGAAAAAUGCCGGAAUAAGGAGAAGAACAUUUAAAUAUAGGCGUUUAUUGUAUGAACCUUCAUUUGUAAGGUAAGAUGAUUAAACUUUCAAACUUGAUACCAUGUUGUUUGUAUUCGUUAUAUAUUCGGUUCGGGAGGUGGCAAAAACGAAUACGAUUCGUCCACAGCCGUAUUCAAGUAAUUUGAAUAUUCAAAUAUAUCGUUAUACAGCCCUAAUAUGUAUAUCUAAUAUUGUAUUGCUAUUGACUAGACUUAUGUACCAAAUUAAAAAUACAUUCACCAUUUUACAGUGUUUCAGAUUGGUCCAACUUUCCUUGGGACAUGUGUCCUAUGGUCUUUUUUCAGGACUUUUGUUCUUUAUCACGAAAAAACUUUCAGAAAGUUUUUUUUCUUAAUGUAAAAUAUAUUAAAAAAACAAGUCAAAACUUAAUUCAAUAACAUUUUAAAGUGUUUUUCCAAGGCAGACAAAAUUAAUGGGCAUGGUGUAGAACACUCAAAAGGGGCAUUUUAACACGCAGUUUUGGCAAACAUAGGGCAAAAAAAAAUUCAGGAUCUGGGGAGAAAUAUUUAAUCGCAUUAGUGGCAGUUGAGGGGAAAAAAUAAAAAUAAGCAAGCAGACAAGUGUAAUAAAUGUAUUUAAAUUACUCUAAUUAUUAUUAAUAUAUUUACAUCGCAAUGUCUUCCAUUUAAGUUCCAUGCUGUGUCAAUAAACUGAACAGCAUGACAAACAUAAUGAAGCAAUAUAUGCGUAUGAAUCUGAUUAUCCCUUUACCACUUAGAUAUGUAUUUUUAGGCAUAUGUAGUCCCUUCGGGAGUUAAAUUUAAUUUAAGAUCUUUCCUACUAGACUCAAGUGUUAAAAGCUUCAUUGUCAACCCUUAGAUACUGAUGAGAAGCAAACAGCAUAAAACCUGAACAGAUUGCAAGUUACUUGCGGACUGUUCUGGUUUUAUGCUGUUUUUUUAUAGCUAUUUUCACUUUGCUUCUGAGCAGGAAAGGGAUAUUUAUACACAUAUUUACUAACAUAUAAAUGUCAUGUUUGUCUUAUUUCAUUUUCUAAAGUAAUCUGAACUCCAAUUUGCAAAUACUCGUUAUUGGCGAACGGUUCAUUUGUAAGCCCAAUCGUUGCACUGAAAUUAAUUUCUUAGGUCAAUUUCUAUCAGCCAAUAGCCAAAGGGCGAUCUGAAACACUGUAUUUUCUUUGAAAAUGUCACUGUUUAUAUUUUUGCAAUCAUGUUUAAAAUAAAUUAAGUCAUAUGCUGUAUAAUUGUGAACAAAUGGUGCUUUUAAAUGUUUUGUGUUAAGAAUAAUCUUGGAUGUUUAAAUGCAUGUCAAUCAUGGUUACGUAAUUAUAUAUUUUAUUAAAUACUUAUAUACCAUGUACAGGAUUUAUUUGAACAGUGUGUAAUUUCAAACAUACUGAUUACAAAAUAAAUAGUUCACAGGCAUUCAUAAAAAUGUAAUAACUGUUUACAAACAUAUUUGAACUAGCCAAGGUUAGUGCAUGUACUUUUACAUCAGCCAUCAAAUAGGUUCAAAAUGUUUCUAAAAAAACUUGGAUUACCAUAUUUACUGAUAUAUGAUCAUAACAAACAUUUUCUGUACAGUUUUUUCCAUUGGUCUCAAACUGUCUUGGUUUAAUUUAAAACAUAGUUAUAGGUCAUGUUUACCAGAAAUAUUGUUGUAGCAUGUUUUAAUUUAAUCAGCUAAAAGCAAUCAGAUAAACAAUUUUUUAUAAACCAUUGGUGUAUACGGUGGUCUUUUAAUGUGUUGAAACAUCUAUAAUGACAUUUUGGGAGCAUUUUUUUAACUGUAUAUUAUAUUACUAGCUUCAUGUUAUUCUCUUCAAGGGACAGGUUCACAGUUGGUAAAAAAUCACAAUUUUCCCCAAAAUUUUCAGAGAUUCAACAAAUUAUGUAUGCAAUAUUUUCAAACAAGCAAAAUGCUCCUUACUGAGAAAAAUUAUAAAGUUUUAAUAAACGUUUUCAUCUAUAAUUUGGAAUAUUCCUAUAUUUCUUACAUAGCUUUUAAAUUUUGAUGUGAAGUAUUAAAGCCUGAGUGGCAUAAGUGUGUUGAAUGUGGCUUCAAAGGGGCUUGGGUUUGAAUCUUGCACAAGAUAAUAUUAACAUUAUUCUUGUUUUUAUAAUGAUCAAAUCUGAUUCAACAUAUUGGUGGGGAAUGAUAGAGCAUAGAUUUAAUAAAUUAAACAAUAAAAAAAUAAAAACUGAACAAUUCCCUUCAAAGUUAGCUUUUAUUUAGGUGUGUAAAGGAGUGCACCAGGCCUCUCAUACAUUUCUUUAGACACAUUGCUAUGAUUUCACAACAUGCAAAUGUAACUAUUACAUCAUAAAAUCUUAAACAUAUGUAAAUAAACCUGUUACUGCAUAUAUAUGAGUUAGUGAAGUCAUGCCAAAAUUGCAGUUUCUGUUAUAUUUUUACUUGGGAAUGUUCAGUGGAUUUUGUUGAUAUAUAAACAUUAUGACUUUCGUCAUGUAUAGUUAAAAUGUAGAUAGGCUACUGUCUAGUGUUGUGAUUGUGUAACCGGUUUUAGUUUUGUUUACAGCUGAUCUUAACAGCAUGUUGCCAUAAUUGCAUAAGUCUUUUUUUCUAUUAAAUACAAAUUUCUUGUUUUUGUCCUAUUGUUAAUUAUAGUACAACGUCUUCAAUGAUAACAUUCUGAAUAAAAUAGUGCUAUUGUCAUUUGAAGAUUUGCUUUUAUUAACACACAAAAAUAAUUGUUAUUAUCAGUCGAUUUUAAUUGAUUUGUAUGUUUGUGACAUUUUUAUGCAACCAUUAGUUUAUAAAAUACACAUAAUUGCUGUUCACUUUAUUUUCAUUAAAAAUGCGUUUUGCUAUAGAUUAAAUAAGAAAUGUUGCUUCAUUAAUAUGUCUAUUGGCUAAAUUAUGUGCUUUAAUAUAUAAACAUGCAGAUGUUAUGUUGCAACUUUCUGCGUGGUCCAUAUUUGGAUCAGCUAAGUAGUUUGUAUUUUGCAGUAUUUUUCAAUAAUUAUUAAGUGGUGUAAUUGAUCAUAAAGAACAUUCAAGCAAUUUACACUAAUGCCAGAAAGUUAUCAUUGUCUGCAUUGAAUGAAUAUAAACAUCAAUGCAAAAGACUAUUGCUAAUCUAUUGCAUGUUUUUAGAUUAAUUUCAAAGCCCAUGUUUACAUUUAAGACUUGUCAUAAGACCAUCAUGUUCCAAACCUAUAGUAUAGCCACAGAGUGUAUAUUGAAAUCUAGAGUCCGUGGUAUAGCUGAAUACUUUGACAAAAAAAAUAGGAUUUGAUUAUGUACAUUAUAAGAAUAUGGAUAAAGGCCAAUAUGAAGGAAAUGCAUAAUCUUUAUUUGAUAGGGAUUUACACUUAGUGCAUUAAACGCUUGUUUUUAUGAUGUUUUAUUGAAGCCUUUAUAUGAUUGUCUUAUGAUUGAGAUAAAGAUAUAAUGUUGAAGACUUUCUAGCCAAGUAAAAAUGAUGGGACAUGACACUCCAUUCUGCUGAUACAUUGUUGUUUCAUUCUUCUAUUGGUGUCAUUAUUCAUGUGAACUUUGGUGUGCCUAAAUUUGUUUCUUAGUAAGAAGAACAUCAUGCUGUACAUUGGCUAAUGUCUAGUAUAUGUAGACAUGUUUAAUUAUAUUCUGUAAAUGGUUAUAAUGUCUACAAUCUUAUAAUAAAAUUUAAAAAUUUC
This is a messenger RNA of Dreissena polymorpha, 6828 nucleotides long. RefSeq names its product BTB/POZ domain-containing protein KCTD5-like. The record is from RefSeq and is a predicted model, not a curated record. Gene Ontology annotation, cellular component: Cul3-RING ubiquitin ligase complex; cytoplasm. Gene Ontology annotation, biological process: proteasome-mediated ubiquitin-dependent protein catabolic process; protein homooligomerization. Gene Ontology annotation, molecular function: cullin family protein binding. Bases 160 to 807 code for a protein of 215 amino acids. The transcript is spliced from 6 exons. NCBI's taxonomy places the organism in Eukaryota, Metazoa, Mollusca, Bivalvia, Myida, Dreissenidae.